AUGGCGACUGUAACAGGAAAUUUUCGCCAUCAGGAUUACACGGUAGCAUGGAUCUGUGCCCUUCCCUUGGAGAUGACCGCGGCUGCGGCCAUGCUGGACGAGAGACAUGACGAUUUGCCAGCGAGGCCGAACGAUAGUAACGCGUACAUCCUAGGUCGGAUAUAUGGUCAUAAUGUGGCUAUUGCAUGCCUUCCAUCAGGUGUUUACGGUACAACCUCCGCCGCAACAGUAGCUACACAAAUGCAGUCCACUUUCGAAUCGAUACGCUUCGGUCUCAUGGUAGGCAUCGGAGGGGGGGUUCCAAGCGGAAAGGUUGAUAUUCGGCUGGGUGAUGUGGUGGUUAGCAAGCCGACAAGGGACUCAGGAGGGGUCAUACAGUACGAUUAUGGGAAAACAGUGACCGGUGGCAGCUUUGAACGCACUGGCGUAUUGAAUAAGCCACCACCGGUGCUUUUAGCAGCGGUCUCGAGACUACAAGCAGAGCAUGGAUUGGAGCCAAGCAGAAUUCCUGCUCUUCUUUCGGAAGCGGUAACUAGGAAGCCCAGGAUGAGGGAGAGCUUCGCAUAUCGUGGUGAAGAUCAGGAUGUAUUAUUUGAUUCUGAAUAUGACCAUCCUGAUUUUGAAAAUACUUGCAAUAAAUGCAAUACAAGAAGACUCGUAACACGACCUUCCCGGGCUAGUCAUGAUCCAGUUAUCCAUUACGGUCUGAUUGCUUCCGGCAACCAAGUGAUGAAGCAUGGCUGCAGCAGGGAUAACUUGGCCCAAGAACUCGACGUUCUCUGCUUUGAAAUGGAGGCAGCUGGCUUGAUGGACAACUUCCCGUGCCUCGUGAUUCGAGGGAUCUGUGACUAUUCUGACUCGCAUAAAAACAAGCAGUGGCAAGAAUAUGCAGCAGCAACGGCAGCUGCUUAUGGCAAAGAGCUUCUCUCCGUGGUUCAUGCAAGCCAUGUGGUGGACACUCUGCCAGCCGGCUCAAUUACCGACAUGUCCUACUACAAAGGAAAGCCAUCGUCUAAGGCGAAGUUUUCCAAUAGUGAAAUAGCUCGAAAUGAUGGCCGAGAUGUUGAGGGCCUACUCGAGCGGAUUUCAAGUUAUGAUCACGAGAGAAUCCAUCGAAGACUUACUCAGAAACGACUCACUGGCACCACGCACUGGUUCCUCGAUCACCCAGAUUUCAAAGCGUGGUUCACUGAGAAGAGAAUUUCCAGUUUGUGGUGCUCCGGAAAGAUUGGCUCGGGCAAAACGAUGAUAGCGUUCGUCUCCCAGUUCUCUUACUUUCGAUAUCAUGAUUUUAAUAAUCAUAGAACCGCAGUGAUAGAUGCAGCGAAAUAUGACCUCGGCUGUCCCACCGUAUUUUUCUAUUGCGAUAAUGAACAUCCCGCAGCACUCGACGCGUCGUCUAUUCUCUCCAGUUUCAUUAAGCAACUCUGUGAAUUCCUGCGUCGGACGUACAGUACUUAUCUAAAAGAUGUCACAGGAGAGAUAUGGAAGUUCUUUGGACACGAGAGGGUUCAGCCAGACCUUGAGGACCUGAAGGAGAUUUUUAUUGGCCUUUUCCGCCAGGUGUCGGACGUCAUUUAUGUCGUUGAUGGAGUUGACGCUCUAGAUCAGGAACAUGCCAAAUCCCUUUUGAAGUUCAUCCAGUCACUGUUCCGUGAUUCCAAACCCUGGAAAGGAUCGCGGAUUUUGUUGCUAAGCAGAGACCAAGUUCCGGGAUACGUCAACAUCACCACUUUCAUACCUGGAAUUCGUCAGAUCUCGACAUCAGCUAAUGUAAUGCAGGAUAUUGAGACUUAUAUCGAAUCAAGCAUUACCGAUAAGACUAUGUACCGAAAACUUACUGAUGAUCCUCUACUGAUAGGCGAUAUUCAGCGGAUACUUCUGGCAGAGUCGUCGGGAAUGUUUCUGUGGGUAUAUCUCCAGCUGGAGAUUCUUUGGGAUACAUGCCAUACAAAUUCAGAAAUACAGUCCGCAUUAGCUGCACUGCCAAAGGACUUGGAAGAAACAUAUGGCCGUUGUAUAGAGAGAAUCAAUCACAAGGACAGCCGUGUUCUCAAGGUACUCAAAUGGGUUAGCUUUGCGACCAUUCCGCUUCAUGUCGAGGAAUUGAGAGAAGCUGUCGCCUUUGACUUAGGAGACACUGCAUGGAACACUGAGAAGAUGCCACAAAAAGAAUUUGUUAUCGGCUGCUGUGCAAACCUUGUUGUUGUGGAUUCGAUUGACAACCGUGUCCGCUUUGCACAUUCCUCAGUUAAACAAUAUCUCGAGAAAGGACGAGAAAGGAACAUUAUCCAAGGGUAUCCAACCACGGAACAGGGCGUUCUAGAGUGCGGAGAAUUCUGUGUUGCUUAUCUUUCUUUUUCAGACUUUAGUCUUCAACUAAGCACGCGAAGGAACGAAACAGCGGUAGUUGCUGUUCCACCCCCCUUUUUACUUGCGCAAGGAACUCUCCCUGGAUUAUUGACCAGACGCUUGUUCCAAAACCCUCGGAAUCAGAAGCGUUCCGUUUCCGUGCCAUUCCGCACAGGCACAGCACCAACACCAGAUCGGACUCGUUAUAAAUUUCUCGAUUACGCUGUCACAAACUGGGCCUUGCAGACUAAACAGAUACCUCAUACAUCAUUAAUGUGGGAGAAGUUCGAAGGACUCGCGACGUGUUUCAAUGAAACUUGGAAUUUCCACCCUUGGGUCUCUGGCGGCCGUUCGGAAUCAUCUCGUCUCCACGGUAUCUUUGGAUGGGCAGUGAAGGAGCAACACCAGCCUCUUCUUUCAAUUGCACGGGCUGCUGGACCCAAACUCCUGCGUGUUUCUAAUGUUCCUGUAAUUGGCGAGGGCCUUCCUGCACUUCAUAUUGCAUCCAAAUUUGGAUAUGGAACCAUAGUCAGGAGUCUUAUGGAUCUCUGCAACGCAAAUGUGCUAGACCUACAAGGAUACACUGCCUUGCACCAUGCAGCUAGCAGAGGCCAUAUUGAAAUAUGCCAAUUGCUUUUAAGCGCGCAGGGGAUAAAGGUGAACGCGACAUCAAAUUCUCAAUAUACACCACUCUGGCUUGCUGCGAUGGUGAAGCUGCUGAUUGAGAAGGGUGCCGACCCAAGCUCAGCAUAA
Talaromyces rugulosus is the source of this 3105-nucleotide messenger RNA. RefSeq lists its product as uncharacterized. Gene Ontology annotation, molecular function: protein binding; catalytic activity. Lineage: Eukaryota; Fungi; Ascomycota; Eurotiomycetes; Eurotiales; Trichocomaceae. The coding region runs from base 1 to 3105 and encodes 1034 amino acids. The record is from RefSeq and is a predicted model, not a curated record. Gene Ontology annotation, biological process: nucleoside metabolic process. The transcript is spliced from 6 exons.